AUAAAGAACAGAGACUGAGAGUUGGUGGUAAUAACCCUAAGUGAACGUGAGAUACAGACCAUCGCCGCACCCACACUCAUUUCACAAGCCGCGAAUCUUAUCUCCGUUCUCUCCUCCCUCCUCCGCCGCGAUGGAAUCGUCGAAGAACUCUUUGAUCCCAAGCUUCCUCUACUCCUCUUCCUCAUCUCCUAGAUCCGUACUCCUCGACCAGGUCAUUAACUCCAACUCAAACGCCGCGUUUCAAUCCCCCAACCUCGAGAAGAACUCUCCUUCUCCAUCUCCGAAGACGAUGGCGUCUCGCAAGAACUUCCUCAUCGCCUCCCCCACCGAGCCGGGGAAAGGUAUCGAGAUGUACUCUCGCGACUUCUACGCCGCGUGCACCGUCGGUGGGAUUCUCAGCUGCGGUCUCACUCACAUGGCCGUCACACCUCUCGAUCUCGUCAAGUGCAAUAUGCAGAUUGAUCCGGCCAAGUACAAGAGCAUCUCGUCUGGCUUUGGGAUUCUGUUGAAGGAGCAAGGAGUGAGAGGCUUUUUCCGUGGAUGGGUGCCUACUCUGUUGGGUUACAGUGCUCAGGGCGCUUGCAAGUUUGGGUUCUACGAGUUUUUCAAGAAGUACUACUCUGAUCUCGCUGGACCUGAGUUUGCUGCCAAGUACAAGACGCUUAUCUACCUUGCUGGUUCUGCUUCCGCUGAGGUGAUUGCCGAUGUGGCGCUUUGUCCGUUUGAAGCUGUUAAGGUUAGGGUUCAGACGCAGCCUGGGUUCGCUAGGGGGAUGUCUGAUGGGUUUCCCAAGUUUGUCAAGUCUGAAGGAUACGGAGGGUUGUAUAAGGGUCUUGCUCCUCUCUGGGGUCGUCAGAUUCCUUACACUAUGAUGAAGUUUGCUUCGUUUGAGACCAUUGUGGAGAUGAUUUACAAGUAUGCUAUCCCCAACCCGAAGCACGAGUGCAGCAAAGGUCUGCAGCUCGGGGUUAGUUUUGCUGGAGGGUAUGUUGCUGGAGUUUUUUGUGCUAUUGUGUCCCACCCUGCUGACAAUCUCGUGUCGUUCCUCAACAACGCUAAGGGAGCAACCGUUGGAGAUGCGGUGAAGAAGAUUGGAAUGGUGGGACUAUUCACCAGAGGGCUUCCUUUGAGAAUUGUGAUGAUAGGGACAUUGACCGGAGCUCAGUGGGGUUUGUACGAUGCCUUCAAAGUCUUUGUUGGCCUGCCAACCACCGGUGGUGUUACUCCAGCCCCUGCCGUCAAAGCCUAAAGACUUAAAUGAUGAUGAAAAUGGUUAGGAUUUUUGUUUGGAAAGAAACAAAUAAAAAAAAACGUAUGAUGAGGAAGAGUGAGCUCAUCCUCCGGAUUCAAUAUAUUAUUAUUUUUUUUGAAAUUUGUGUUGCUUAAUUCAGGAUUGUUCCCAGACUCAAAGAUAGAGAUAGUGGGAACAUCCAUUUUUACUACUUUUGCUCUGUUUAAUUUGAAAAUCUCCUUUUGUUGCUA
This is a messenger RNA of Brassica napus (rape), 1482 nucleotides long. RefSeq names its product mitochondrial phosphate carrier protein 3, mitochondrial. Gene Ontology annotation, cellular component: mitochondrial inner membrane. Gene Ontology annotation, molecular function: phosphate transmembrane transporter activity. Gene Ontology annotation, biological process: mitochondrial phosphate ion transmembrane transport. The transcript has 6 exons. Lineage: Eukaryota; Viridiplantae; Streptophyta; Magnoliopsida; Brassicales; Brassicaceae. The coding region runs from base 131 to 1249 and encodes 372 amino acids. The record is from RefSeq and is a predicted model, not a curated record.